Messenger RNA from Setaria italica (foxtail millet), 1815 nucleotides. RefSeq names its product amino acid transporter AVT1H. Bases 59 to 1507 code for a protein of 482 amino acids. Gene Ontology annotation, biological process: amino acid transmembrane transport. Gene Ontology annotation, molecular function: amino acid transmembrane transporter activity. The transcript has 2 exons. The record is from RefSeq and is a predicted model, not a curated record. Lineage: Eukaryota; Viridiplantae; Streptophyta; Magnoliopsida; Poales; Poaceae. Gene Ontology annotation, cellular component: vacuolar membrane.
CCCUAGCCUCAGCACAUACUUGACAUACGCGCUUAGGGACGGCAACGCAUACACAGCAAUGGCAAGUCCAUGGUGCUGGUCGUCGCUCUGCCCCAAGCCCAACAAGCAGGUGGCGAGCGAGAGCGUCCAUGGCGCACAGCUCGCCCUGCAGCGCCUUGGUAGGCGGCGCUGCGGGACCUGCGACGACGACGUUGAGGCAGGCGAGCCAUGCAAGUGCGGUGGUAAGGAGGCCGUGGCUGGGGAAGCAGGCGGGAGGGUGGCCGCCGUGGAGGUGAACAACGGUGAGGAGGGCCAUAGCAAGCCGAACAGCUCAUUUGCGCACUCCGUCAUCAACAUGGUUGGGAUGCUCAUAGGGCUUGGGCAGCUUUCCACUCCAUACGCCUUGGAGAAUGGCGGCUGGGCGUCCGUGUUCCUCCUCAUCGGCCUCGGCGUGAUGUGCUGCUACACAGCUCACAUCAUCGGCAAGUGCCUCGACGAGGACUCCGGCUCCAAGACCUACCAGGACAUCGGAGAGCGGGCGUUCGGCGUCAGGGGCCGCGCCGUCGCCUCCGUCUUUAUCUACCUCGAGAUCUUCUUCGCCCUCGUCUCCUACACCAUCUCCCUCAGCGACAACCUUCCCCUCGUCUUCGCCGGCGCCCACCUCCGCCUCCCGUGGCUCCGCCUCACUACCACGCAGCUGCUCACCGCCAUCGCCGUGCUCCUCGCGCUCCCGAGCCUGUGGCUGAGGGACCUCUCGUCCAUCUCCUUCCUCUCCCUCGGCGGCAUCGUCAUGUCGCUGCUCAUCUUCAGCAGUGUCGUCUUCACCGCCGCGCUCGGCGGCGGCGGGGUCAACAUGGGCCAACACAUCCCCGUGCUCCGGCUGGAGAGGAUCCCCGCAGUCUCCGGCCUGUACAUGUUCAGCUACGCCGGGCACAUCGUGUUCCCCAACAUCUACACCGCCAUGAAGGACCCCUCAAGCUUCACCAAGGUCACCGUCACGAGCUUCGCCGUGGUCACCGCGCUCUACGUCGCCCUGGCGCUCGUGGGCGCCAGCCUCUUCGGCCCCGCCGUGAGCUCGCAGGUCACGCUCAGCAUGCCGCCGCGGCUGGCCGCCACGAAGGUGGCGCUAUGGGCGACCGUGCUCACCCCGGUCACCAAGUACGCGCUGGAGUUCGCGCCGCUCGCUGUCCAGCUCCAGCGCCGCCUCCCGGCAGCCAUGGGCGCCCGCGCGCGCCUGCUCGUCCGCGGCGGGGUCGGGUCGGCGGCGCUCCUGCUCAUCCUGGCGCUGGCGCUCGCGGUGCCUUACUUCGAGCACGUGCUCAGCCUCACGGGGUCGCUGGUGAGCGUGGCGAUCUGCGUCGUCUUCCCCUGCGCGUUCUACCUCAGGAUCUGCUGGGGCAGGGUGUCGCGCCCCGCUGUCGCGCUCAACGUAGGGAUGAUGGUCGCCGGCGUGGUUCUGGCGGUGGUGGGGACCGUCUCGUCGGCCAAGUCGCUGGUGCAGAGGAUCCAGAGAGGCCAUGCGGCGUAAUAACUAAUAUGAAUAUAAAAAGGAGUAUUCCCUUCAUCUCAAAUUACUAUUCGUUUUAGGUUUUCUAGAUGCAUUAUUUUUACUAUACACCUAGAUAUAUAUUAUGCCUAGAUAGCUAGAAAAUCAAAAACGAAUAGUAAUUUGGGACGGAGGGAAUACACUGUAACAAUUACCAUGAUAGAUGUCUCAGGUUACAUGGUGCAUUGUCAGAUUCAUAAAUAGGACUAUAUUACGGAUACAAGUUAGAUUGGUCCUGAGGAAAUACUUGCUUUGUAAUUCUUGCAUCAAAUGUUUCCGGCAUUAAUAAU